UCAUGUCUGCAAACAAACCACUCAUAAUAUUUAACAUAAUCACCGGAGUGGUGUAUGGGAAGGUUGCCUGACCACGAAAAUGACUUGCAGUAGGGCCGCCAAGUUAUAAUAGAACCAGUAUAAGAGGAAGCAUGUUCAGUUGUGUGUUGCAGUCGACAAUCUCAAUGCAACAGAAUGGAUCGUAACUGCUACUGCUGUGGACCUGGCGGAUCAGCUAAGAUGAAUACUGCUUCACAAGGAGAGAAUCGUGGAUGUCAAAUGGAUGUAGAUUUGGCCUUGUCAGAACUGGAUUCUCUUCAGUCAGUAACAGGGGUAAAUUAUACCAGGGGCUCUGGCGCUGUCAGCACUGAGAGGACGGUAGGUCGUCAUGGAUGCAGGAUGCCUCGUGAGCGAUCCCUAAGUGAGAGCAUAUCACCAUCAACCCACUGCUUGAUCCGUUCCUGUAGUGAAAGUUCCUUUGAGUCUGAGUCAAAGAAACAAACGGCUUCCAGUGGUGAUAUCAGCAUUAAUGUCAAUGCAUGUAUUAAUAGCAAGAAAAUCAAUUCUGCUCCAUUAACCCAGAGCCACAUAGUAGGGGGCUACCAUCUAGUUCGUAGGAAUUCAGAGUUUGUGUCCAGCAUUGUGACACCAUAUUCCAGAUCUCAGCUUUGUCACUGGUCAUCUCUUCCUGCCAGCUGGAGCUACGGUGAAAGCAGUGGGCUCAAUGCUGGCUGGUACAGGGAUUAUGAUAUCCAGGAAAGAGUCCAGCGUCGUGCAGCCCGGCUUAGGCUGGAGCGAUCUCGAAGGCUAAGAAGACCCUACCUGAUACCUUUUCGGAUGUGCCAGUCCAUGCAGGAUGAGGGUGCGACCAGUCUUGCUGACUUUUGGUUAACUCCAAGUUCUCCCUCUGCUUCCACAUCAAAAUCAAACACCACGUCACCUAUCAAGCAAGAUGUAGAAGGAAACAUGUCAGGGACAAAUAAGCUAGUGCGGUCGCAUUCUAUUGAUAACUUGGAGCUGGCAAAGCUGAAACUUUCAGACACUUUUAAUGGACAACUUGAAUUGGCUAAAGAGCGCCAGGCAGUAGAACAGGUGGCUACUGGCUUGCAGAAUCUCCAGAUGGUUUGAUGACUCUUUUUGGUCAUGUUUACAUUCAAAUGUUCAGCCACAAUGUCAGUGAUUGAGUGGAUGUUUAUGGUGUAUGUUCCUGAGGAAGCAAUGUGCUCUUUAAAAGCGUAUGUAUGUGUGCCUUUUAUGCAUCUGUGUGUUAUCAAGUCAUAGAUGGGAUAAUAACAAUGGAAUUUGCACACAAUAAAUGUGACUGAUGACAUCUGUUUAGCAAAUAUUCAAUGCUGCUUUUUUUCCUGGGUUUACAUUAGCAUUAACUUUUUACCUUUCAAACAUUCUGUGGACAUACACCAUCUCAUUCUCUCAAUUCUUAGUUUCUCUCUUUUACACAAUUAACCCUUCCCAACACACCUCCACCCACCCUGCUCUUUAUCUUGAGGGCUUUAUAAAGAAACCCGUCAAAAACAGCAUUUACUGGUUUAUAUUGCAAAUGCCUGCAGUUUUGCAUUUUUGUUUGAAACAUUUUAGUGACUUUGGAAAUGCUUUGUAAUGGUCGCAGUUGCUUCUGGACCAGUUCUGCAUUUCCAUCCAGACAUGUUUACACAUCCUCCAAUGCCUGUUUAUAUUAAUGAGGAAGGAUGGUGACAGAUGGGGGGAGGAGGUAGGACCGUAACGGAUUCAGGAGUGUCAUUCAGUCUAGACAGUCUUAUGUUUUUUAAAUUUGCAGUGUGGAUAAACAAUUACAGUUGAAGGUAAUUAUCUUAAAGGAAGAGAUAGAAAUGAGAACAAAAGAGAUAAAGUCUUGAACAUGCAAAGUCAUCAAAGGUUUAUUUGUACAGGAGAUUGAUGUGCUAAAUAUUAAGCUAUUAAAAAAAUGGGCAAGCUGUGUGUUGCCAUACUAAACUCUAAAGCAUUCUUUUGUUUAUUUAAUGUUGUACCUUGUUUAUGGAGAAAUACACCAUAACACAGUUUGCACAAUAAAAUUGUUAAAAAUAAUCUUUUCUGACUCUUCAAGUUUUGCAUGAUAUUUGGGGCCCAAACCAUCUGUGAACAUUCUUUAUUUUUCGCUCUUGUGAAGGAUGCAAAAUCAAGAGUGGUAUAUUUCUGCAUUGAUUUUAAAGCCUUUGGUGCAUUUGAAAGCACUGUGAUUUUCUUGAAUUACAUCUUUAAAAUUUAUCUUUCUGAGAAGAAAAAUUGAUUAAAUUUAUAGUGCAGGAAUAUGCAUAGAUAAUUGUAUAUGUCUGGCAUAUCCAAGUUUAUGACAUAAUCACAGUGAGAGAUGUGCAUAUUUUUACCAAAUAUAGAAAUUAAGUGUUAAUAGGUCCAGAAUGGUUCAAGCCAUUUAAAUUGGAGUGUAUGUCUGUGGCACUUUACAGGUAUUGGGUGCUUUAAAACCUGAAAGAUCAGUCUCCAUGGCAAAAAAAUAGACCACAACUAAAGCUAAAAUACUUGUAUUAGCAACAGCUUUGCAGUUACACAGCAUAAAUGUCUUUGAAUCAUCUCUGAUUACCAGUUUGAGAACUGAAAGUAGUUGGAAGCAGAUAUUUGAACAGUAUAGGUUUCACAGGUAGCUUAUAUCCAAAGAUUUGCCUGUAAAAAUGUGCACAUUUAUAAGGAUCAGUCCCAGAUAGGUAAGACUGAUAGAAACUGUUCAUAUCAGUGCAUUUUUCUAAUCAAAGGUGAUGAAGCGAAAUGCAAAGUGAAGGAAAAAAAACCAUGACAUCAUAACCUCAAAUCUUUAGUUGUUAUUGUCAUUCAUGCAGGUUCCAUCCAAUCAAGCCAUUAGAAGACUGGAUGCCAGAUGGUCUGGGUUACAAGAGCAAAUAGAAGCUCAUGUGUCUUGAUAAAACACAUUGUAUCUAAAUGCUCAAUGUAAAUGUGCCAUCUCGAACUAUGUAUCUUUAUUUUAUUAUUAAAUGCUGCAAAUUCCACAUUCUGCUAUGAAAGAAUGGCUUGAUCCAGGGAGGGAGGUGAGGGUACUUCUCAGGCCAGAUGGAAGCAAUUAGUAAAGCUUGACCACCAGGGUAACCAGGACUGGGUGUGCUUCUACCUCUCAGGUCAAACUAUUCUAUCCUACUGUAAUAUUCCUACUGUAAGUUAGAAAGAAGUUCAGCCUGUAAGUUUUAAAAUAUACCUUGAGGCAUUGUUUUGUAAGAGACUACAUUUACUCCUAAACAUAUUGCCUUCAGUGUGUUCAGUGCUGAUAUUUAUUGCAGUGUGUUUCCCAUAAUUCUUCCAUGUUCAGUGCUUCCCUUGAUUCUUUACAUUCCUGGAUGUACAGUAGAAUCUUCUAGCAGCUGUUUUAUUUUCUCACCCAUUGGCAUUUAUGUCAUUUAACAUGGUCAAUUAUCACUCAUUGGCAUUUAUGUCUUUUAACAUGGUCAGUUGCAAAAGUGUGAAGUGUUCUUUUUUGAAAAGAUGAUGACAUGAUUGAAAAAGAUUUAUUUUGCUAGAAAUUUUCAUUGACAGUAUUUGAAUGGCAUUUGCUUUCUGAGCAUUUUAUUGCUGACCCAUGAGUACAUGCAAAGCUUUAUAGGUCAAAAACAUUAUUUGUGGUUCUAGUCUGAUGGGCUAUGUUUGUUAGUGAGAGAAAUAGCAUAUAUAUACAUCCUUUUCAGCACACUGGGCACUGUGUGACUAUUCUCAUAUGAUCUUAGGUAAUUCCACAUUAAUGCAAUGGGCAGUGUUCAGUAUUGAAAGAUAUGUUCAAGAACUGUAUUUUUCCAAUAUUCAGUAUAGCUGGAAUAGUUUCCAGAAGUUACCUUUAUAAAUCAUGAGAUUUUACUAUACUUUUUGGGCUUACACCUUAUCCAACCUGAACAACUGUUGGUUUUUAGUAAAAUAAUUGUAUUAACUGACCAGCAAACUGAACAUUUCUGAUGUUCUUUGAAAAAGUGUUUUACAAUUUUUUUGCUUGUCAGAAUAUUGCCAAUUUGUGUCUUGUGCAUGCUUUCUUUAUGUAAUUUAUGUACAGGCACAAGGAGAACAAAAUUUGUCACAAUGUGCUAGAACAACACGUUUUCUUAACUAAAAACAUAAGAUAAUCUCAAGAACACAAGAACUUGUGCUGAUAUGUUAUUUAGAAGAUAAAGUCCUGCUAGAAAGGAGCUAUUUUUGCAUCGACUUUAUUUACUAGGUGCUUCCAAUUUUUGCUGCACUUACCCAUGUUGAAAUGUAUUUUGCCUUUUUCAAACAGUGUGCUUCAUAAAAAUAAUAUUGACUGUUGACAAGUUCUUUUAUUCAGCAUGAAAAUUACACCCAAAUUCA
Messenger RNA from Pomacea canaliculata, 4314 nucleotides. RefSeq lists its product as uncharacterized. Bases 175 to 1107 code for a protein of 310 amino acids. The record is from RefSeq and is a predicted model, not a curated record. Lineage: Eukaryota; Metazoa; Mollusca; Gastropoda; Architaenioglossa; Ampullariidae. The transcript is spliced from 2 exons.